UUGUAGAUAAAAUGCCAAGGUACGACGAUCGUUACGGUGGUACUCGGCUCUACGUUGGGCGCCUGUCUUCACGGACGAGGUCCCGUGAUCUGGAUGACUUGUUCAGUCGUUAUGGAAGGUUUUUUGGCUUAUGCCAAACCUGGAGGUCUAUGGUGAGAGGGUUCCCUUGGUGGAUUUGGCGAGUCUUUCUAUUAUGUUAUUGCCUGUUUUUAUGGAAAUGCCAAGAAUCUCAGAGUGGUGUUUAGUUCAUCUAUGAGGGGCGAGGUGUCAACCCUUUGAUACUUGUAUCAAAUGAUGGCCUUACCUGUUUCUGGAACCAAUUUGCGCAGAGUACGCGAUGUGGAUAUGAAGCGAGACUAUGCAUUUGUUGAGUUUAGUGAUCCCCGAGAUGCUGACGAUGCAAGAUAUAGUUUAAAUGGGAGGGAUGUUCAAGGAAGUAGAAUCAUUGUGGAAAUAGCUAAAGGGGUACCCCGUGGUCCUGGUGGAUCCCGUGAAUAUCUUGGUAGAGGCCCUCCUGGAACUGGGCGAUGUUUUAACUGUGGGAUUGAUGGCCACUGGGCUAGAGAUUGCAAGGCUGGAGACUGGAAAAAUAAGUGCUAUCGCUGUGGUGAACGGGGUCACAUAGAGAAGAAUUGCCAGAACAGUCCUAAGAAAUUGAAACGUGGAAGUUACUCACGUUCACCCAGUCCUCGCCGUGGUAGAAGCCGCAGUCGAAGUUACAGCAGAGGUCAUAGCUACAGUCGUUCUAGAUCACCCGUAAAAAGAGAGAGAAGCCUUGAACGAUCAGAUAAAAGAUCAAGGAGUCCGAGAGGCAGGUCAAGCCCAAAGAGGCACAGUUUGUCACCUCCUCCUUCGAAAGCUAUGAAACGUAGCGCCACACCUGAUGAGAGGAGUCCAGAAGAAGCAAGACACAGUCUGUCCCCUGGGAAUCGCGACAGUCCAAGAGGAGGUAGGAGCAGCAGGAGUCCGAGAGGUAGGAGCAGGAGCAGAAGUCCAAGAGGUAGGAGCAGGAGCAGAAGUCCAAGAGGUAGGAGCAGGAGCAGAAGUCCAAGAGGUAGAAGCAGGAGUCCAAGAGGUAGAAGCAGGAGUCCAAUAGAUAGGAGCAGGAGUCCAAUAGAUAGGAGCAGGAGUCCAAUAGAUAGGAGCAGGAGUCCAAUAGAUAGGAGCAGGAGUCCAAUGGAUAGGAGCAGGAGUCCAAUGGAUAGGAGCAGGAGUCCAAUGGAUGAAGGCGAGGACUUCAAUGGUGGUGGAAGUAAGAAUUAUCGGAGGGAAGAAAAUGGCUACAGUCGCAGCCCCAGUCCAUUGCCCAGAGAAGAAGCGAGUCCUGUAAACGAUGAAGAUAAUAAUGGUUCUCCAAGGGGGGACAGCGAGUCUGCCUAAUAAACAGUUCAUUAUUCUGCGUUUGCGUUGGAAUAUGAUAUAAAUGACUUGUGCCUAAGAGAGACUUCUAAAAUAGAAUUGUACUGUGAUUUGAAUCCCAUCUCAAAUGUUCAUUGGCACCACAUUUUUUGCCUA
Messenger RNA from Cucurbita moschata (crookneck pumpkin), 1515 nucleotides. RefSeq names its product serine/arginine-rich splicing factor RS2Z32-like. Gene Ontology annotation, biological process: mRNA splicing, via spliceosome. NCBI's taxonomy places the organism in Eukaryota, Viridiplantae, Streptophyta, Magnoliopsida, Cucurbitales, Cucurbitaceae. The transcript has 6 exons. Bases 292 to 1380 code for a protein of 362 amino acids. The record is from RefSeq and is a predicted model, not a curated record. Gene Ontology annotation, molecular function: zinc ion binding; mRNA binding. Gene Ontology annotation, cellular component: nuclear speck.